Nakaseomyces glabratus is the source of this 2256-nucleotide messenger RNA. It is a transcript of the gene IOC3, whose product is annotated as Ioc3p. Lineage: Eukaryota; Fungi; Ascomycota; Saccharomycetes; Saccharomycetales; Saccharomycetaceae. The record is from RefSeq and is a predicted model, not a curated record.
AUGAACAGUGACGAAACAAACGGUGUAGGUGAAGCUUCAACCACUUCUCCACUAUCUAACGACUCCAAUAACCAAGCUUCUUCAUCUAUGCAUAACCAAAAUGAUCCAACCACUGAGUAUGGUUUUGGCCUGAGGAGGUCUGCUAGAGAGAGAGUACCAAGGAAGAGGGACAUUUAUGAGAUAGAUCCUAGCGUGUAUCUUCCUAAAAAGAAGAAACCUAAGAGUAAAGCAACUAAGAAGGUAGUAGCCAGUAAGUCUAAGGAUGCUAAAGCCAAAAAUGCUAAAGUUAAACCUCAACAAUCUGACAAGUCGAAGGUGAAGAAAAGUAGCACUCCUAAACCUCCUGUGAGAACUCCUGAAAUUCCUAUUCCUGUUGUUAAUAACAAAGAUUGGACUGCCAAUAUACCGUUAUAUAACAGCGAACUUAGAAACCAGAAUGCGAAGAUAUCCAGACUAAAAAAUGAAAACAUGAAAGCUGUUCCAUACGCGGGAGACAUAUUGAAAAUUAUGUCCUUUGUGAACAAAUUCAAUUACUUCUUUGUCAAUGAGUUACAGAGCUUAUCUUUCCAAGAUUUUGAGAUUGGCCUGGAUUUGUAUCCCGAUCCACUGAUCAAUACAGGAAAGGAAAUACAAAGAUUGUAUGCUGACUACAUACCUGUAAAGGAAGUUGUUGGUUGUCAGGAUAAGAUGAAUUUAUUACUGCUGACAAUUAUGGAUUUAUUGUUUCGUCCAGUGGAAACCGAAAGAGAGCCCCAGGUUGAAUGGUCUGAUUUAAAGUCAACGAGCAAAAAAACAUUCCAAUCUUAUAUCGAAAAGAUCAGAUUGUAUGCUCCUGAAUGGGGUUACCCAAAGGAGUGGAGAAAAAAUAUAUCUACUGAAACCUUGAUGAAGCCGGCCUCUUCUACAUUCGAGAAGGACGACAUAGGCCCAGCAGUAGACCAGAAACACAAAGAGAUUCUAACCCCAAAUAUUUAUCAGUGGCCUGCAAACGAACCUAUUGAUAUUGAUCAAGAUCCCUUACAAACCAAGGGAUUACAAAGGACAGGUAUUCUGGCUCUAGAGGCUAAGGAUAGAAUUGUAUUUUUAAGAACAUUGGUAGACUGGUGUUGUUCGUAUUCUCCUUUGCUCCAUCAUGAAAUUUACAUAUUAACGCAUUAUAAGCGUGACCCUCCUUUUGGUAUUCAGACCAAGCACGUACCCAGAUACCUUCUACAAGGUCUUGACGAGACAUUCAGUUAUUAUAAGAAACUCUGUAACUUGGUACAAUCAAGAUUAGAAAUAAGAAGCAAAAAGAAGCAUGUAAAGAAACAAAUGAAGGAAGGAAAAAAUGAUGAAAUAGUCCAUCGACUUGAAAUACUACAAAAACUGAAAACCCAAAUGAAAGGUAAAACUGAGGAUGAAAAGUUGAAGUUGAUGAUUGAGAAUUACGAGGACUGGGAAAAAGUAUUCAAAGGUGAAACUCCAGAAAACCCUCUCAGUAACCCAUAUGAGGAUAAAAUAUACAAGCUCAGAUCUGAAGAGUUUUUUAUUGGUAGGGUACCUCAUGUUGGUGAUUUCUACCUCCCAAGAAUGCAAACAUAUGAAUAUAUGUCAUCAAUGAAUACAUAUACGGAUUUAAAAACACUUGACAAUAUUUUCAACACUUUUGAAUCUAAGAAAUACAACCCAUUCACCCUUUUUGAGAAUGAUAGCCCAUUUAUGAGCUCAAACUUCAAGAUACUCUUUCAUGACAAGAUUGCUUUGAUACAAGAUGUAAUAUCAGGUGCUGACAUGACAGAAAAAAAUUACUGGUAUGAAAUGUGCUAUGAUUCAGAAACUCUGUUGAAAUUUAUAGACUUCAUCGAUCAAAAGAUCCAACAACCAUCAACAGCUGAACCUGAAAAAGAAGAAAUUCGAUCAGAGAAUGGUGAUCCAUCCUCACUAAUAAAUGGUGUCUCAACUAAAUCUGAUGUCUCCCCAACGUCUGGUCAGAACACGAAAAAGAAACAAGAAAAAUCAGAAGAGUCAUCCAAGGAUGCUAGUAAGAUUAAUCCGCUUCCUAAGAACCCACAAUUCAACUCUUCGCGUAGAAAAUUUGCCAUGUUACAAACUUAUUUAAGAAGAAUUCAGCCAAUCUUAGCAGAAUUUGAAGAAAUGAAAACAAAGUUUGGAGACAUAAAUCCGACAAAGAGACAAAGUAGGAGGUCCCAAAGAAGAGAAAUUAAUUACAAGAUCGAGAACUCAGAUGAUGAGUAUGCUAUGGAGGAUUCUGAGUAG